Molecule: messenger RNA, 2209 nt
Organism: Octopus bimaculoides (California two-spot octopus)
Lineage: Eukaryota; Metazoa; Mollusca; Cephalopoda; Octopoda; Octopodidae
Product: phosphatidylserine decarboxylase proenzyme, mitochondrial
Biological process (GO): phosphatidylethanolamine biosynthetic process
Cellular component (GO): mitochondrion
Molecular function (GO): phosphatidylserine decarboxylase activity
Source: RefSeq, a predicted model, not a curated record
UCAAUGGUGUUCCAUGAUUUGCUCCUAUAGAGUGGGCAAAUCCCAUUCCUAUUGUUACGUUUGAUUGUUUCAAAUUUCUUCAUAGCUCCUUUGUAUACUCUGAUCCUUUCUUUAUGGCUGUAACCUGAGAACUGCAUGCGGUGAACGAAAUGUUGUAUAUGUCUCUUUAAUUCUGUAGGGUUGCUCAUGCAGGACACAUUUCGCAUUACCCUGACGAGGUCUGCCAUCAAUAUAUUGAAUUUGGCAUUGUCCGCAAUAGCCGAGUUCCGGUGGAUCAGGUAUUUGGAGGCCAUAGGUUUUGUAUAGUGUGAAUGGAGGAUUCGGGUUUUAUUAUUCUCAGUUUCUAGCCAGAGUUCAGUAUCUAUAAGUAAUAAUAACAUUCAUAUUAAAUUAAAUUUAAAUGUGAAAUAGAAUCUUCUGACAAAUAAAAAAAAAUUCUAUAUAUACUUAUCUCAAGUCUUUCAUUUCUUGUACUAGAAAAACAGGUUCUAAACAACGAACAAGAAAACUAAAACCAAGCAAUGAUGUCUCUACAAUAUUUAAUAACUAAAACCUAUCGUUCUCCUCUUUUGACUGUCAGACUCUUCACCAAACUGUCUCAGACAUGUAGGCUUCAGUCAACAAGCUCAAUGAAAUGACCCUGAAAAAGCCUUAUUAAAAGAGUCACAUUUGGCACUGGUUUGGGGGCAACUUGUAUUUUGGGGUUUUACCAACUGAAUAUUGUUUAUGGCAGCCCACAAGAUCCCUCUAAUUUGAAAGUAACCCUUUACCGAAAAAUGCCUCUUUGGUCGCUGUCUCGCUUAUGGGGAAAAGUAAACCAACUAGAUCUGCCUGUUUUCAUGCAGAUACCUGUAUUUCAGAUAUACAUUUGGGCAUUUGGCUGCAACAUUGAAGAAGCAGAGGAAGAGGACUUGAAAACAUAUCAAAAUCUUGGAGAAUUCUUCCGCAGAACUUUAAAACUUCAAGUGCUGCCAAUUGAUAAUAUACAUUUAUUGACAAGUCCUUCAGAUGGUACCAUCACACAUUUCGGUCAAGUAGAGAAUGGUGUUGUCAAGCAAGUAAAAGGAGUGAACUUUUCUGUUGAGGGUUUCAUUGGACCAUUCAGUUGGAAAUUCCCAAUUUCAUCAUUGUCAUCUUCUUCAUCCUCAUUAUCAUCAUCAUCCUCACAAUCAUCUUCACCAGACUCUUCAUCAAUGUCCUCUUCCUCUUCUUUGUCAUCAUCUCUUCGAGAGGACAUAAACAACAGUCAUAAUAAUGUAAAUGCCUACAUUGAUCAAAACCAGAAGAUUCUUUCCCAGCUGAUCCAUCCAGAUAAUGUAUUAUAUCAUUGUACUAUUUACUUGGCACCCAGAGACUAUCACCGCUUUCAUUCCCCUACAGACUGGAUAGUUUACUUCAGAAGACAUUUUCCAGGUGAAUUACUGAGUGUACAUCUUGGUAUAGCACGGUGGAUCAUAGGACUAUUCAACCUUAAUGAAUGUGCUAUGUAUGUAGGACUUUGGAAACAUGGAUUUUUUUCGAUGACCGCUGUAGGGGCUACCAACAUUGGUUCUAUCCAUAUUUAUAAUGAUCAUGAACUGGCCACAAGUACAUGGAAGAAACCAGAUGGUAAUAACACUGACCAGUAUUUACCAAAUGAACAAAGUCCUGGAAUUCAAGUUGGGAAAGUUGAUCUCUUUGGUGAAUUCAAUUUAGGUUCCGCCAUUGUUCUUAUCUUUGAGGCUCCUGAGAAUUUUACAUUCAGCAUGGAGCCUGGACAGAGAAUAAAAUAUGGGGGAGCCGUUGGAACAUAGCAUUUGCAUGACCAGUUGGAAUUAAGUAGCAUGAGCUAUAGUUAUUUGAAAGACACUGCUCUACAAUGACCAGGUUUCAUUAUAAAGUGAAAAUAGUUUCACACUUUCAAUUUGAACCAAAAUUACAGUGCUGCAUUACAAGAGUGAUGAUGUGUGAAUAAUGAAAGUAAUGUUUCUCCGAAUUAGUCACAUCUGUACAUCAUUGCCAGGCAAUUUUUGCAAUAGAAUGUCUUGUAUAAAUUUUUAUCUAUUCCAUGUCAGAGCAUGCCUUCCCUAACAGAUUAGGCCUCUUAAUCAGGACAGAUUUGUGCAAUUUUUCACCAAAAAACUUCAUUCAGGAUUUUUUUCCUUUUUAAAUUAUUUACAUGUCUAUUUGACCAUUUCACAUUGUUUUAUUCAAUAAAACUUCAGAAGUU